CACCGCCGCUUGGCUCUGGGGUGGGUGGGGGAGAGCCUGGGGAGGAGCUGCUGGAGCUGCCGGAGCCUUCCGUUGGGAGAGAUCCAUUCUACAGGCUUCCAGUCAGACCGGGAAAUGGCACUGUGAACUCUAGCUGAAAUUAGGCGAACUCCAAAGCCAGAUCAUGGCUACAGUGCUGGAGCCAGAGGACCAGGAUCUUUGGGAGGAGGAAGGAAUCUUAAUGGUAAAGCUGGAAGAUGAUUCCACUUGGAUGCAAGACCCAGUCCUACAAAAGGAUGAUGCCGUGCUUGAGACCUCACAUCAGAAUUUCCGGAGAUUUCGCUACCAGGAGGCAUCAGGGCCCCGGGAGGCCCUGAGCCGACUCCGGGAGCUUUGCCAUCAGUGGCUAAGGCCAGAAAGGAGGACAAAGGAACAGAUCCUGGACUUGCUGGUGCUAGAACAAUUUCUAACUGUUCUGCCUGGGGAACUGCAGAGCUGGGUGCGGGGGCAGCGGCCAGAAAGUGGUGAAGAGGCAGUGACGCUGGUGGAGGGUUUGCAGAAACAACCCAGGAGACCAAGGCGGUGGGUGAGGAGGGGGAGUCGUGAUCUAUGUGAUUUGGAGGAGGAAAGCUUGAUGGUGACGGUCCAUGUGCAUGGCCAGGAAGUCCUCUCAGAGGAGACAUCAAAUCUGGGAGCCGACCCGGAGUCACCGAUCGGACAGCCGGAGCCUGUGCAUGCCCCAUCCCUGGAGGAGUCCCAUGAGGAGUCCCAUGAGGAGUCGCAUGAGGAAGGGCCACAGAGCCCAGAUCUGAGCACUGAGGAGCAGAGCCACUGCCAUGAAGAGGAGCCCCAGCCCCUACAGGAGAGCGAGUUUCCUGUUCCCCAGCACCAUGUCCUUCCUGAGGAGGGAAGCCGUGGAGAUCAGGAGAUGGUUAACCUUCUUACAGCCAUAUCCCAGGGACUAGCAACUUUCAAGGAUGUGACUCUGUCCUUCUCCCAGGAGCAGUGGGGUGAACUGGAUCCAACACAGAAGGAAUUCUAUGGAGAAUAUGUCUUGCAGGAGGAUUGUGGAAUUGUAGUCUCACUAACAUUUCCAAUCCCCAGAUUAGAUGAAGUCUCCCAGGCUGAAGAGGAGGAAGAAUCUUGGGUCCCAGAUUUGGAAUAUACCCAAGAUCCUGAAGAUACAGAGAUCCUGAGUUUUACCUAUACAGGUGAUAGGAGUGAGGAUGAGGAGGAGUUUCUUGAACAAGAAGAAAUCAAUAUUGACGACCUACAGAGAACUACUUUGGGAAGUCCAGAAAUUCCCCAGAAUAUUGAUUGGGAACUACUCUUUGAGGAUGAACCAAGUAGCCCUAGUGAAAAGAGAAUGAAUACGAGUUUUUCUCCUCCACAUAGUUUCAUGAGCCUUCGAGAGAACUUACAAUUACAUCCACUAUUAGGGAGAUCUCAUGACUGCCCUGUGUGCAGAAAAAACUUCAGUUGCAACUCCCAUCUUAUUAGGCAUCUCAGAACCCACACAGGAGAAAAGCCUUAUAAAUGUCCUGAUUGUGGGAAAAGUUAUACUCGUAGCUCUCACCUUGUCAGGCAUCAGAAAAUCCACAAGUUGCAAGUACCAUUUACAUUUCCUCAUAAUAGGGACAGAUUUGAUGAAAUCUCCCAGUCAUUCCAACAUGAAAUAAUCCCACAAACUGAGAAACCUUAUAGAUGUGAAACAUGUGGGAAACACUUUCGCUGGAGCUCAGACCUUGUCAGGCACCGUAGAACACAUACAGGAGAGAAACCUUUCUUCUGUAGCAUUUGUGGGAAGAGUUUUAGCCAGAAGUCUGUCCUCACAACACACCAAAGAAUCCACCUGGGAGGUAAACCUUAUUUGUGUGGGGAGUGUGGGGAGGACUUCAAUGAUCACAGACGGUAUCUGGCUCACCGGAAAACCCAUUCAUCUGAGGAGCUCUACCUCUGUAAUGAAUGUGGGAAGUGUUUUAGCCACAGUGCAGCAUUUGCCAAGCACCUGCGAGGACAUGCAUCAGUGCGAUCCUGCAGGUGCAACGAGUGUGGGAAAAGCUUCAGUCGGAGGGACCAUCUUGUCAGGCAUCAGAGAACACACACUGGCGAGAAGCCAUACACGUGCCCCACCUGUGGAAAAAGCUUCGGGAGAGGAUACCACUUGAUCAGGCAUCAGAGGACCCAUUCUGAAAAGACUCUUUUACAGGACUCAAGUGUAGAGAGAGCUGCAUUGAGAAAAGUAUCCCAAUCUGAGGAUGGGCUGUGAAAAAAGCCUUCCUAUCACCUUGAAACUGGGGCUUCUUGCAGGGAGUCCCUCUGACCAGCCCAGAUCUUGCCUCUCCUCUUUCUGUGUUCUUGUGCAGAUCCUCUCAAUCUUCUUGGUUGCUUUUGAGGGGACAUUUUUUUUUCUAUUCUGCUACCCCAGUAGGGCUUCUCCUCCACUGAGGGAUCCUGUUUCUACAUCUUUGGGAUAAGUUAGGAGAGUGAGAGAGUGCUAAGGAGAUGUGGUUAAGACACCUUCCAGGAGAGGCUGUGGUGUCUCUAAAAUAUCUUGGCUUUCUUGAGUAAAAAGUGACAUAAAAUGAGCCACAGGCUUGCUGGGCUUCUGCAUGUCAGCAGACAGCCCUGUCUGAGACAGGAGAUAUAGGGCCCUUUGACUUUGCAACAAAUUCACUGGAUAACUCUGGACAGACAGACCCCUUGUCCCUUCUGUGAUUCAAUUGCCACAUCUCAAAAUGGAGAAUACUGUUGAUGCACUUUCUUUUGACGGUACAGGGUGGAAUGGCAAAGAAUUCUGUUCUUAUCAAACAGGCACUCAAGGCUUAUUGUUUGAGGCCCUUUGUGGCUUCUCCCUUCCCAGUUGCCAGGGUGGUGGUAAGCAGUGCUGAGAUGGAGCUAAGAAGGAGGUCUCUUACCAAAGUUGGCUUCUCUUUUCCUACAUGUUCUCUCUCUGUUGCCAUUCAUUCACACUCUUAGCCUCCUUUUUUCACCAGGUUCUUCUGUUUCUGUCCCAGGAAAUACUUCUACUACUCAAGGUGAGGUGGGGGAAUAAGUAAAACAAUUAGGAUUUAAAUUAAAAGAUAUCAUUUCCUAUCCCUUCCCCCCUACCCCCUUUUAGAUCUUAUGGGAAUUCAAGAGUAGUAACAGUUUAGAAAGGUACCAUGGUACUAGAGUCAUUUUGACUGAAAUGUCAUAGUUCCAUGGGACCAUCUACCAAGUGAAGAACUGAGUGGCCUCACAAAAUCAAGAAAAAAUUAUCUGAGCCUUUCUGAGGUGUCCAUAGCAAAGCAACUUGAGAUGAGGUUCCCUGCUGACACCUUGUUCCCAUCAACUUCUGCAUAGUAUAUUAUAUCUGAUAUCAGGAAAAGAUUCUUCUCUAGCCAGCACCUAGGAACUCAGAUCAUAUUAGGAGUGGUUGAUUUUAAUGCAUUUGUGAGUUUUUUUUCCCUCUUAUUUUGUGUUUAGCUUCAUUCUCCUGUUAGUGACAAAACAAUAGCAAUCUCUCAGUGUUCCCAAGAACCCUUAUCUGAUGAGGGUUGCCAUGGAAAUAAGGCAAGUUGCCAUGGCAACUCAUGAGCCCAACCUGGUCUAAUGUGGGUGUGGUAGACUGGAGGAACUUCUUCCUGUAGUUGGAACACAAAAGUCUGGGCAUGAAAGCACAAGGGGGACGAAGGCCCCUCUAUUCAGUGCCUGGCUUACUCCGCUGUACUAUGCCACAUAUGCUACUGAUAGACCUCUAUGCUGUAGGUGAUAAAAUGGGUUAAUAAUACCAGGCUCUCCAUCCAUAUGAAACACCUCUGUACCUGCUCCCUCUUUAUAAAGGAACUUUUAUUUUGUUCA
This is a messenger RNA of Vombatus ursinus (common wombat), 3822 nucleotides long. RefSeq names its product zinc finger protein 202 (gene ZNF202). Gene Ontology annotation, molecular function: DNA-binding transcription repressor activity, RNA polymerase II-specific; RNA polymerase II cis-regulatory region sequence-specific DNA binding. The record is from RefSeq and is a predicted model, not a curated record. NCBI's taxonomy places the organism in Eukaryota, Metazoa, Chordata, Mammalia, Diprotodontia, Vombatidae. The transcript is spliced from 7 exons. Gene Ontology annotation, biological process: negative regulation of transcription by RNA polymerase II. The coding region runs from base 164 to 2248 and encodes 694 amino acids.